Messenger RNA from Ectocarpus sp. CCAP 1310/34, 1869 nucleotides. The record is from the annotation of a GenBank genome assembly. NCBI's taxonomy places the organism in Eukaryota, Phaeophyceae, Ectocarpales, Ectocarpaceae.
AUGGCGGGUCGCGACGACGCAGGCAUUGAGACCUCCGGUGAUCCCGCGGCGGAAAGUUCACAAGAGGUCGCGAGUCUGAAAGCGGAAAUGGGUUCGUUGUCGGAACAGAUCAGCCAGCUGACGAUGCUGCCAACCCUAAGUCUAGGUUCAUGCAAGAUGGAGGAGUCCGGCGGGGCCAAGGAGGGAGCUGCUGGACGCGGCAACGCUACGGAGAGCGUAGACGCGUCGCCUGCGCAAGCUCAUGGAGGGACACCGCAGGUCGAGAGCGCGCGCACUUACGAGUACCUGCACGAACCAGUUCGAGAGUCCGACUCGAAAGGUCGAUACGGCGACACAGCGGCGAAGCAAGGGGCUUUGAACCUCGAGAGGUGUGGGCACAAGGGGUCAGAUGGCCGUCUGCACCAACAAGGGGAGCGACCUUAUCCCCGAGGUGUGGUCAUCGCCAUGGGUUGGGGCUACACCAAGGACAAGUGCGCGACGCAGGAGGUCGUCCUGGCGCAAGUCGUGUAUUGCGACAGCGACAUGGACUCCGUCGAGAACCAAGCAUUCUGUCCCGUUGCAGGCUUUCAAGGCGAAUGUGGUACCGCAAAUGUCGAUCUCGUGGGGGCUACGGAACAUGGCCAGGAUGUCAUGCAGUACGUGGCUGAUACAGCGGCCACGUGCUCCAUGUUCCGAUGUGCAAACGCUUUCGUGAACUACCGUGAGUGUGGGGGUUGGGUAAAGGGGACCGGAGGCGACAAGGCCCCCAUCCCUCUUCUAGGAUACGGAGACGUGAUCGUAGUCCUCCGGUCGGAAGGGAGUGCACCUGUUGGAAGGAUCGCUGGGCCCUGCCUCGGCUGUUCGAUGUCCAAGGGGCAGGGAGGGGGUGAUUUCGGUGGUGGUGGUGACUUCGACAGCCCCACCGACAGCACUAGCAGCAGCGACCCCGCCGCCGACAGCAACAGCGACAGCAGCAGCGGCGACGACCCCGACGACGACGGCGGUGGCGGCCACAGAAGCCCCGGUGAUGCCGGCAGCAGCAAGCCUGGCGACCUUGAUGGAGACGACGGUGGCGGCAACAAACCCGGCGAAGACUCCGAAAACCUCGAGGAGUACAAAUUCAAUCCCGCCGCCAGCCACUACCCGCCGGGACUUGGAGGGAAGAGACUUCUAGGGGGCGCCCCGCGUGCAGGACCGCUGCGCCACGGGGUCGAGCGCGGCCGCACACGGAAGCAGACCCGGGAGCUGCAGGGUUCCGAGGAGGCCCCGAACCCCGAGGAGGCGCUGCUGGCGACCGCCCUGGAGACGGAGCACGGGGCGGAGAUCGUCGCGGCCUACGUUCGCGAAUCGCUGGUGAAAGAGUACUGUGAGGAGGAAGUGGAGCGCCGCGCAAGCAUGGAAGAGCUGUACAGGCGCGAGAUGCAGAAGGUGCUCCAGUCCAACGACCUGGAACAGCAGGCGUUCGGUGCCGAGGUCGACGACGGAUCUACGCAACGACUCCCUGACCCGCAGUUAAGUAUUCCCUCGCCAAUCGGGCAGAAACCUGACGACGUAGAGGCUGUGCCGAUGACAUACAAGGAUGUGUUGAAUUCCAAGUACAAGGUGUUCUGGGUAGCGGCGAUGAGGAAGGAGAUUGAUGGCCACGACAAGACUAGGACCUUCACUAAGGUCAACGGGCUGCCUGAGGGACGGAAGGCAACAAGUGCGAGGCGGGUUUUUUCCCGGAAGACGAAUGAGAAGAGCUUCAUAGUAGACUUCAAACCCCGUUUGGUGGCGUGGUUUUUUCCAAAUCCCCGGUGGAGUCACUCAUCGUCAGCAUGCCCGAUUGUUGCAUCCAUUAAGACAGUGCUAGCCGUAUCGACUGAGAAGGGCAUGAAAGCAGUCCACUGA